Molecule: messenger RNA, 5808 nt
Organism: Pristis pectinata (smalltooth sawfish)
Lineage: Eukaryota; Metazoa; Chordata; Chondrichthyes; Rhinopristiformes; Pristidae
Product: terminal uridylyltransferase 4-like
Exons: 31
Coding region: 406-5400 (1664 amino acids)
Molecular function (GO): zinc ion binding; RNA uridylyltransferase activity; nucleic acid binding
Source: RefSeq, a predicted model, not a curated record
GUUUGCGUGCUGUGGGUUUGUUUUGUGAACGGCCUGCUGGUGGUCGGCAGCUUUUAGUCUAAUAAAUAGAUGGUGGGAUGUGCUGUGGAGCGCUGGCCGAUCUUGCCGUGGUGACGAGUACAGGUCUGUGUGGCCCAGUGGUUUGUAAUCACAAUGAAUUAUUUUACUGUCCUUAAGCCCAGAAAAGUUGCUGGGAGGAGCUACAGUAUAAAAAGUUGGCAGCUUCAAAUGUAUCGGAGUCAGAUUUAGGGCAACCGGAAUUCAGGAAAAACUUUGUUCUUUGAGUUAUAGUUGUGCAUCAUUCAGUAAGUGACUAAGAGAUUUUAAUUUUUAAAAAGGAAAGACAUUGGAUUUUUUUUAAAGGAAGAAUUUGGCUCUUGAUAAAGAAUACUUUGAAUUACAACAAUGGAAGAAACCAAAAAUGCAAAGGAUGACUUACACAAAUCUGGUAAAUCAGUUCGUCUUGUCCAUGGUGAAGGUAAAGAUAUGAAAGUUACUGUGCAAAAUGAUAUUGAACAAAAACCUUCCAGAAGUCUAACUGAGGGCAAUUCUCAAGAUGGUGGCAAAACUGUUUCAAACUGGAAUAACAAAAAGUCAAAAUGGAAUGGAGAACAAAUAGAAAGAAAGAACAUUGAAAAAAACUCAGAUAUGAAAUCAAGCAAGGGUAGCAAACAAGACAUACUAAACUGUAUGGCUAGUUCAAGGAAUUCAGGAACACGGAGUACACGUGACCAUUGUCAAGGAAGCCGGACAUCUGGUGGGAUGGCAUCUGUUGAAAAAGUGAAACAGAAGCAUGUUAAGUCACAGCAGCAAACUCUUGGGACAUCUGCAAACUCUCACUGCAGCAGUGGUACAAAGAAUGUGAAUGAAAAGGAAUGCUUACCUGUGAAACCAAAGGAUGUGAUGAAAAUGGAGUGUAUGGCACAGGCAAGCAAGCCAUCUGUACCAUCAAAUGGUGAAAAUAAUGCUUUGCUUGGGAAAGCCAAACGGGAUCUUAAAGAAGUGGAAAAGAAAGCAGACGUGGUUGGUAAAGUUGCUCCUGCAAAUGCAAACAAAGCACAUCCUUUGGAGAAGGAUAAUGCGGAGAGCACACCGGUGAUCGAUGAGUCUAAGAUGACAGCGGAACAACAGCUUGGACUGAAACAAGCAGAGGAAAGAUUGGAGAGAGAUUAUAUCUUUCGUAUGGAAAAACGUUCACCAGAAUAUCCUUCAUGUCAGUACCUAUGCAAACUUUGCCUGGUUCACAUUGAAAAUAUCCAGGGAGCUCAUAAACAUAUAAAGGAAAAACGGCAUAAGAAAAAUAUUACUGAAAAGCAAGAAGAGAAUGAACUUCGUAACAUAAAACCACCAACACCUGAUCAUUUGGCUGCUUUGACUUCUGCUGUGUUACAUGCUGCACAGCAAGAAGGAAUUUCUGAUGAGGAUUAUCAAAUCCGGAAAAAUAUUGUGAACGAAAUGGAGAAAAUUAUUCAGCACCUUUUGCCAGAUUGCUCACUAAGGUUGUAUGGUUCGUGUCUUACAAGAUUUGCUUUCAAAACCAGUGACAUCAACAUUGAUGUGAAAUUCCCCCCUCAUUUAAAUCAACCAGAUGUUUUGAUACAAGUCCUGGACAUUAUUAAAAAUAACUCUUUAUAUUCAGAUGUCGAGUCUGAUUUCCAUGCCAAAGUUCCAAUUAUAUGCUGCAGAGAUAUAAAAAGUGGACUGAUUUGUAAAGUUAGUGCAGGGAAUGAUGUGGCCUGCCUUACUACAAAUCUAUUGGCAGCACUGGUCAAACUGGAGCCUCGACUGAUCCCGCUGGUUUUAGCCUUUCGGUGUUGGGCAAGAGUCUGUCAUAUAGACUGCCAAGCAGAAGGUGGCAUUCCUUCAUAUUCAUUUACAUUGAUGGUAAUCUUCUUCCUUCAACAAAGACAAGAGCCUCUUUUACCUGCUUACUUGGGCUCAUGGAUUGAAGGCUUUGACUUGAAAAAGAUUGAUGAGUAUCACCUGAAGGGAAUACAGAAUGAUGAAUAUGUGUUAUGGGAACACAGACCAGCAAGUUCUGGGGAAUCAAAAAACAUAAACAGCGGAGAUGGAAAAAGCUCAAAUAAAAUCGAUCACAGAAAAUCUAACAAAAAGACGGAAAGCAGUGAACCCAAUGCACAAAAUAGUUCACUGAAGGAAAAACAAGGCAGAGCUGCAUUGAAGUUUGGUUCAUCACACCAAGUUUCUCUUGGACACCUCUGGCUUGAAUUACUGAAAUUUUACACUCUGGAGUUUGCAUUGGAAGAAUAUGUCAUCUGUAUACGGGUAAAAGAUCUUGUAUCAAGAGAGCACAAAAACUGGCCAAAAAGGAGAAUAGCCAUUGAGGACCCUUUUGCACUAAAGAGAAAUAUUGCUCGAAGUUUGAACAGCCAGAUGGUGUUUGAGUAUAUUCUGGAGCGAUUUAGGACUGCGUAUAAAUACUUUGCUUCUCCUCAAAUAAAAGACGGGAUCAAGGUAAAACCAGAUGCAAGGAAAAAAGGGAAAGUUUACAAUAAAAAGAUUGCAAAGCCUGAAGAACAUCCAGGGAAUUGUCGUCUGCCACAAAAGGGAACUGCAGUAGAGAGAGAUAUGAAAGAACUUUCCACCAAUGGAGAAAUAAAUAGAACGAGUAACUGUGGAACACUGUUAUUUGCUAACACAGGUGUUGAGUCUACUGAAGAUGUUAAAAGAGAGUUUGAACAUUUAGAAUUGAAGCAUGUUUCAUCUCCCACUGGCGGAAUUGCAGUGACUUUGCUAAAAUCUGAUUUGGGAAAUCAAGAGACUGGCAACUGUACCAGAGAUUCCAAUGAAAGAUUGCUCAGUUGCAAUUCAGUGGAGCAUUCCAGUAGAACUCUGAAGUUGUCUGAUUGUUCAAAGCAGGCAGAGCCAAAAGAAACAGGACUUGUGUCCAACAGUAUGGAAAAUGUGAUGCCACCAGCCAGUUUGCAAUCACUAAGACAUAAAGAUAGUUGCAAACUAGAAGUACACUGCUCUGAAGGAACAAAUUGCACUGCCAGUUGCAUUUCAACUACCUCACAGACUUGCACAACAGAAACUGAAGCUCCUAGCUGCACUGUUAUUGAUGACACGGACAAUGCAUCAGAAACAGGGGAACUACAUUAUGUCUUUGAGAAAAGCAUUCUAACAAAUGGAAAGCCUCCCACGAUUGUGUGCAGCAUCUGCAAACGAGAUGGACAUUCAAAGAACGAUUGCCCAGAGGACUUCAAGAAGAUUGAUUUGAUGCCUUUGCCACCUAUGAUAAAUAAGUUUAAGCAAAUUCUUGAUCUAGUCUGCACAAAAUGUUAUGAUGAACUGUCACCUCUGGAGGAGCAAAAUCGGGAACAAACCCUAGCAAGUUUGGAAAGAUUUAUUCGGAAAGAAUUUGAUGACAAGGCCAGACUGUGUUUAUUUGGUUCAUCCAAGAACGGAUUUGGAUUUCGGGAUAGCGACUUGGACAUAUGCAUGACUUUGGAAGGCCAUGAGACUGCAGAGAAACUCAAUUGUAAAGAAAUAAUAGAAGGUCUGGCAAAAGUUCUUAAAAAGCAUCCAGGUUUGAGAAACAUUUUGCCCAUAACAACAGCCAAAGUGCCUAUUGUAAAAUUUGAACAUCGACAAAGUGGGUUGGAGGGAGAUAUCAGCUUGUACAACACUUUGGCACAACAUAACACAAGGAUGUUGGCUACAUAUGCUGCCAUAGAUCCUAGAGUAAAAUAUUUGGGAUACACUAUGAAGGUGUUUGCCAAGCGUUGUGAUAUUGGUGAUGCCUCCAGAGGAAGCCUGUCCUCUUAUGCCUACGUCCUUAUGGUGCUCUACUUUCUACAGCAAAGAAAACCACCAGUUAUACCUGUUCUCCAAGAAAUUUUUGAUGGAAAAGAGGUGCCACAGAGAAUGGUAGAUGGAUGGAACGCCUUCUUCUUUGAUGAUAUUGAAGAACUGAAGAAAAGACUGCCAGAACUUGGGAAGAACAAAGAAUCAGUGGGUGAACUUUGGUUAGGCCUUUUGCGAUUUUACACUGAAGAAUUUGAUUUCAAGGAAUAUGUUAUCAGCAUCAGACAGAAGAAACUUCUAACAACAUUUGAAAAGCAAUGGACCUCAAAAUGCAUUGCCAUAGAAGAUCCCUUUGACUUGAAUCACAAUCUUGGUGCUGGAGUCUCAAGGAAAAUGACCAACUUUAUAAUGAAAGCUUUUAUAAAUGGACGCAAAUUGUUUGGGACUCCAGUGUAUCCACAUCCUGGCAUGGAAACGGAUUACUUUUUUGAUUCAAAAAUCCUGACUGAUGGGGAGUUGGCACCAAAUGACAGGUGCUGUCGUAUCUGUGGGAAAAUUGGACAUUACAUGAAAGAUUGUCCAAAACGAAGGAGAAUGAAGAAGAAAGAAAAUGAGAAAGAGGAAGAGAAGGAUUCAAAGGAAGAAGAAAAAGAACUAAGAGAAAAGCGAUGCUUUAUCUGUGGUGACACUGGUCAUAUGAGAAGGGAUUGCCCAGAAUACAGAACAUCCCGAACACGCAACAACACCAUGUCAGUUCCUCAGGCUACACGGAAUUUGGCCAAUAUACAGACAGUUGCAACUUCCCAGCCAUCGGUGUCACAUUCAGAACUUCAUCAGGAUUACCCACAACAUACCAGGCAACCUUCAGAAAGUUCAGAACCACAUCAGAUGCCUCCUUACUCUCCUCAAACUACGCAUCAGCAAUUAACACCAAAUGCAUCUCAAACAGCUUCUGUUUCCCAUCCACAGACCCAACAGACUGGUUCUCAAAAUAAACUUCCACAGACACUUGCUCAACCAACCCAUCAGGUUCAAUUGCCCCUGUUUCCAUACACCCAGCGUCAUCCAGGUCAGUAUUCCAAUCUGCACAGCCUGAACCUAAUUCAGUCACACAGACCACAGCACCAGGUGCAAAUGCCCACUAACACUUGGCCUGCUGUCCUUCACUCUGCAUCUGGUAAUCAUCCCAACAUGCCUUUCCCUAUGCGGUCUAGCAGCAACACAGCUAAUCCCAACAGUAUGAAUCUCAAUGAUCCUAGUAUCAUCUUUGCUCAGCCUGCUGCCAGGCCCAUGGGUAUCUCCAACACUCCUCACGAUGGACAGUGGCACAAUCACAUGACUCGCAGCACACUAGUGGGAAAUGGCACUCUGGGAGCUUCAGAUCAAAGGUUUCAGGGACAAUUUGCGAAACUAAAUCCUCCACCCAUACCUUGGGAGCAUCAUCCUGUUCCUCAUUUUCAAGCACCGUGGCCUUACAGAAUGCCUCAAAACUUCAUUCAGCAGGGAAAUACGAACUAUCCUCAGCAGAACAAAUCCUACUACUCUCAAGGUUCUUCAAUCCACAGUAACCAGCGUUUUCCAAUCAUGCAACAAGGAAGAGUACGGAUGAACUACAUUCAGCAAAAGAAGUGACUGAAGUGGAAAUCCACACAAUACAGUUGCAGACCUUAUCUGGGAAGGGGAAGAACAAAAUUAUUUUAAGACUGUUUUUAAACUGUAUGAUUUGUAUAUAGACCAAACUUGAUUGUAAUUUUUAAUAGUUUUUUUUGUUGCAAUGCACCACAAUGUGAUUUAUGAUACAGAUCACAUCUAUUUUAAUGCCUCCCAUUUUUGAAGGUGGGGUAAAAUCAUUUUUUGUUUGAAGCUGAUGCAACUGUAAAAAAAAAGCUUUUUUAAAAAAAAACUGGAUUUAUUUUCUCUGUUGUAUUCAUACUUUGGCUGCCUCAGACUUUGUAUAUGGUUCUUAAAAGAGAAAAUAUGGUUUAAAGAUGGUCAGCUGUGUUCAGAACAGAAGUAUAUAGUGCCAAAAGCCUUUUUAAA